Messenger RNA from Erigeron canadensis, 594 nucleotides. RefSeq names its product putative receptor-like protein kinase At5g39000. Bases 1 to 594 code for a protein of 197 amino acids. Gene Ontology annotation, cellular component: plasmodesma; plasma membrane. The transcript has 2 exons. Lineage: Eukaryota; Viridiplantae; Streptophyta; Magnoliopsida; Asterales; Asteraceae. The record is from RefSeq and is a predicted model, not a curated record. Gene Ontology annotation, biological process: protein autophosphorylation. Gene Ontology annotation, molecular function: transmembrane receptor protein tyrosine kinase activity; ATP binding.
AUGCCUUUUGAUAGAUACGAUGUCGUCAGGUUUAAACCAUCCACCUCCACAGGUCAAUGGUUAAAACCAUGCCAUAAAUUCGAACUGCAAGAAAUUCUCUUAGCAACAGAAAACUUCAAUAAGUCUUUGGUGAUUGGUAAAGGGGGCUUUGGAAAAGUGUACAAAGGUGAAGUUAUUAUUGGAACUAGUCAUGUUGCCGCUGCUAUCAAACGGUUAGAUUUGAUGUCAAAGCAAGGGGCAACGGAGUUUUGGGCUGAAGUCGAGAUGCUUUCCAAGUUGCGUCACUCUCAUCUAGUGUCUCUCAUUGGUUAUUGUAACCAUGAAAGAGAAAUGAUACUUGUAUACGAGUAUAUGCCGAAUGGAACUCUUGAAGAUCAUCUCCAUAAAUCCCGCACCCGUCUUUCUUGGGUUGACCGGCCAAAGAUUUGCAUAGGUGCCGCCCGUGGGAUAGACUACCUCCACACCGGUACUGGUAUUGAGUUUGUGUUGUGUCAGAAACGACCGGUGGAUAGGAGCCUUGAAUAUGGUUUAGCUACAUGGGCAAAAGAGUCUAUUAGAGAAGGAAAUUUAAAGAAUAUAGUUGAUUCUGAAUGA